Suncus etruscus (white-toothed pygmy shrew) is the source of this 729-nucleotide messenger RNA. RefSeq names its product ARL14 effector protein-like. Bases 1 to 729 code for a protein of 242 amino acids. Gene Ontology annotation, cellular component: intracellular membrane-bounded organelle. NCBI's taxonomy places the organism in Eukaryota, Metazoa, Chordata, Mammalia, Eulipotyphla, Soricidae. The record is from RefSeq and is a predicted model, not a curated record. The transcript is spliced from 5 exons.
AUGGUAUUGAUUUGGAUGGAUCAUGUGGCCACUAAAGUGGGGUUGGCCAAGGGGACGGGAGACAAGGAAAAAAACCGAGAAGGCUCCAAUUCCCUUACUUCAAAUUCUGCUUUAAUUCUGGGGCUUGUGCCACCUGUUGGACAUUAUUAUUUUGCAGAUACCAUGAGCACACUGCCUUCCAUUCUUGGAAGUUUAUUUGAAAUAGUUAACAGACACCCGCGUUGUAGAGUUGUGAUUUGUGUGCUCCAAAAAAUGAGUGAGCCAUCAGAUAAACAGAGUGAACCAUCAGCUCAACAGAGUUCCCUGCAUGAGAACAAAGCAGAUGAGAAUUCUCCUGAGAAAAGCUCUCAAAUCAGGCAGAAGCAAUCGCAAAUUCAGCGACAGUUAAAAAACCUGUCAUUUGAAAAUCCUGGACCGAAGAUGACCGACUUUGAUCUUGUACCCAGAAAACUGAAAAAGAAAGCACAGAUGUCAAAGAAGAAUGAGGAUUUUCCUGAGGAAAACAAACCCGAGAGGAAAUAUGACGAGAAUGGCAAGCUGAUCAGCAGUGGCCUAGACCUGUGUGAUUGUCUGGAUAAGAACUGCGUGGGCUGCUUCUACCCCUGCCCCAAGUGCAACUCCAGGAAGUGUGGGCCCGAGUGCCGCAACAACCGGUGCUGGGUAUAUGAUGACAUAGUUGAUGAGUCCGGGGAUGUCGUCAGUACCCUGCCAUUCAGUGACCGAGAGUAG